Racocetra fulgida is the source of this 172-nucleotide messenger RNA. The record is from the annotation of a GenBank genome assembly. NCBI's taxonomy places the organism in Eukaryota, Fungi, Glomeromycota, Glomeromycetes, Diversisporales, Gigasporaceae.
AUGGCAUGGAAAGAACAUUUAAAGGAUAUUGAUAAGAUCAUAAAAAAGUUACUACAAAAUAGUAUUAUUGAUUCAAUUAAUAAGGUAUCAGCCCUAUUUAAUACAAUUGACCUUAGCGAAAUUAUAAAUGUUUCAAUGCUUGAUAAUAGUGAAGAUGACAUUAAAGAGUUUA